Messenger RNA from Symbiodinium pilosum, 459 nucleotides. The record is from the annotation of a GenBank genome assembly. NCBI's taxonomy places the organism in Eukaryota, Dinophyceae, Suessiales, Symbiodiniaceae.
AUGGCUGCUGCAAUUGUUCCGUAUGAUCAAGAUGGCGCAGAUGAUGCAGAGCCAGAGACUCUUGUGAAGCUUCCCGAAAAAGGGGUACUUGCCAAGAGGUGGGAGCAACGAGCUUUGAUCCGUGAGAGUGUUCGCUCCAACAAGAAGCUGCUGCUGUGGCCUAGUCAGCUUACCACUGGCGUUGCAAGCCAAGCUGCACUCAAAAUCAACCGCAUGGCAAUCGCGGACCUCAUUUCCGAGUGGGGUGCUGUAUGCACGGAGCCCCGCGCGCCGCCGGUUCAAUGGUUGAGGGAAGAGGUCAAAAUUCUUCAUUCUCUUCUGUUGCCUGAGAUCGACAAUGUCAUACAGUACGUGGAUGCUUGGGGUGCGAAGAGACUAUGUUCCCUCGCUAUCAGGCGUUUUCGUGCUGGCAUCAAGAACUUCAGGGACCCACAUUUGGAAAUGCGUAAAAUCACAUAA